This is a messenger RNA of Acanthoscelides obtectus, 926 nucleotides long. Lineage: Eukaryota; Metazoa; Arthropoda; Insecta; Coleoptera; Chrysomelidae. The record is from the annotation of a GenBank genome assembly.
AUGAAUCCCACCAUAAAAAUCAAUAGGCUAUGUUUUGGCUCUCUACUGAACGAAGCAUGGGGAAAAUCUGCUACACAACCUAAUGGAGUAGCAGGAUUUCGGAGUUGUGGAGUUAUUCCAUUUAACCCGCAUGCCGUUCCAGACUAUGCAUUUUUAAAACUCGAUGAUAUUCAUGAAAAUGAACCAAGAAACAUUGCGAAUUCUAAUGCACCAGCCCAAAUAGAUGAAGUGAUUUCACCAGAAAGAAGCGUGUCACCACAGCCAGGAUGUUCUACAUGGGAUCUUCCAAGAACUCCACCACGAAGUGGAGGCUUUGUUCAGCAGCCAGAAAUUAAUCGGGAAAUCGCUGAAAACAACAAUUCUCAAAUAAAACCAGGAAAAAUGCUUGAUCAAAUUUCACCAAUCCCUAGUAUGGAAGUCUCUUUAAAACUAAGAAAAGAACAAGGUCAGAAAACAAAAGAACGGAAAGAAAAAUCCCAGAAACUGCGAAUGAAAAGGCCGUUAAAAAGAAGAAAGUAUGAAUCUGAAAGUUCUGACGAAACUGAAGGAGAAAUACAUUUGGAUGAUGAAGAAGAGGUCAGUGAUGAAAAUGAAGUAGUGUGCGUCGGUUGUGAGGAACCUUAUUUGUUAACCAAAAAAAGUGUAGACUGGAUCCAAUGUAUUAUAUGCAAUCGUUGGCUACACGACGACUGCACCUCAUUUUUGAAUAUUUGUGAGCCCUGUGGACGUCUAACGGCUCCCAAAAAAUAAGACUUCCAUAAAUUGGUGUAUCACCAACUGACCCCUACCCACAUCACCAUCUAACCCGUAUUAUGUUGGGGGAGAUGGUGUCACACCCUUUACUUUUAAAUGAAAAUUAUUUUUGUUACAUGUCAAAAUUUGUUGUCUUUCGAUUUAGGAUAAGUUUUUUAUGUGUAUCUCGAUGC